GCCUGUAGGGGUCGCCACGUCAGACAGACUCACACUAUUUCUUAACUGCUCUCGACUUUUCUCUUAGAAUUAUUGGGCAAAGUUUUGCGCAAAAACAAGAAAUAUAAAUAUUACGUAUAAAUAAUACGAAAUAUAUUUUAGAAAAAAAACCUAUUAAGUGCCAAGUUAAAAGAAAAAAAAGAAAAAGGAAAAGGUGGAGACGACAAUCUGCGCGUUUUGUUUUUGCCUGAGUCACCAGAAAGUGUGGGGCUGAUGAUGACAGCAGAGCAGGUGGAUGGAGCGUCAAUGCGCGUCCUCUCCUCUCCGCGGCGCACUCUCCCAGCCUUUCCUCAAAGGAGGAAGUGCAGCCUGCGGUAGCACCGAAUUGAAAGUACGCCAUAAAUAUGGCGCCAAAAGAGUUUUCAAGCUGAUGAUAGAAGCUGAUUCCUCUUCCUCCUCUCUCCCUCCGUGUGUUGUCUGUUUUUUUCUGCAGGUGGGAGGAGAGGUUGCAAGACAGGACCCGCCUGUGCGGAGCAGCAGAGCGCACUGAGAGUCAGAGUCAGAGGCUGAAGUGAAGACGAGCACACACAAAUGUUUGGUUCUGGACGGAGGCACGUUACGAAACUGGAGUGCGAUCUUUUCUGACUCAUCGUUUGGAACGAAAGCAUCUCUUUAUUUUUUUUUCCUCCACUUUCUUAUUCUUCUCCUCCUCCUCUCGUGUACCACUGGCACCGGAGAGGAAACCACCACCGCCACCGCGAUCGGGGGGCUGCUUUUGCAAAAUGCGACAUGCUGCGCGCACACACGGUCACCAUCAGUACCCUCAUCAGUACCCUCAUCAGUACCAGCUGCUGUAGAACCAUCCCCGCUGUGUUUGUUGUUGACUUUUGAAGGCUGUUUAAGUUGGUGUGGCUGCAGACACUUUUCUUUUUUUUUUCUCGGAGGUGGGUUGUGGGAAAAGGAGGGGAUUAUUUCGGAUCUUGGACUUGGAGCUGACGUGCUGUCACCGCGCACCGUGAGAGAGGAAGCGACCGUGCCCCUGUCUGUCACCCAGCCUGGAUUAUACACCGGAGUCGGGGCUGUUUUAGCAGCACGGCUAGCAGCAGGGCAACAGCGAGUUGGCAAAGUGAAGUAAAGUGAGCGAGUGCUAUAAACCCUCCUCUUCCACCAUGAAACUACAUGUGCCUGUCUCCGGCUUCCAAUGAUCUCCUCAUAAUCUGCACCGAGGAGGACGUCCCUGCAUCUGCGAAGCUGACCGCCAUCAAGAUGGAGAGCGAAAAGAAGAGGAGAAAAUACUCGACAAGCAGCAAUGACUCCGACACCACAGACAGUCAGGUGACCUCAUGGUCCAGGUCGUCCAAAAAUACGGGCACCAGCAGCACAUGGGUCCGCCACCAGCACAAGAAACCGUCGGAGGUGUUCCGUACCGACUUUAUCACGGCCAUGAAGUUGCCAGACUCGGCCCAGCUCGGCCCGGACGACUUCUACGUCCUCUCAGACCCCUGGAGGCAAGAAUGGGAGAAAGGAGUCCAGGUUCCUGCCAACCUGGAGGCCAUUCCUGAGCCUGUGGUCAGACUCCCGCUAGAGUCGACAUGCGGCUCAUCUGACAACAGACUGGAGAAGAACGGUGGUCUUCAGCCUCCUCACACUCAGCUGCAUGGUUGCUAUGACCUGGAUGAUCUGGAUGUUGCUUGGCUGGAGGUCGUCAACCAGGAGUUCCGACAAAUGGCCCUGCCAGAGCUGGACGAGCUGACCAUGGAGUGUGUUCUGGUGGAGCUCGAGAGCGUGUGUGAGGAGAAGAUGCAGCAGGCCAUCGAGGCGGAGGAAGGCCUCGGCAUCGAGUACGACGAGGACGUGGUGUGCGACGUCUGCCGGUCGCCCGAGGGGGAGGACGGCAACGAGAUGGUCUUCUGUGACAAAUGCAACGUCUGUGUCCAUCAGGCGUGUUACGGCAUCCUGAAGGUACCGCAGGGGAACUGGCUGUGUCGGACCUGUGCUCUGGGGGUGCAGCCCAAGUGUCUGCUCUGCCCCAAGAGAGGUGGUGCCCUCAAGCCCACCCGCAGUGGAACCAAGUGGGUCCACGUCAGCUGUGCCUUAUGGAUCCCAGAGGUGAGUAUUGGCUGCCCAGAGAAGAUGGAGCCCAUUACCAAGGUGUCCCACAUCCCUGCCAGUCGCUGGGCCCUGUCCUGCAGCCUGUGUCGAGAGCACACAGGAACCUGCAUACAGUGCUCCAUGCCGUCCUGUAUCGUGGCCUUCCAUGUGACCUGCGCCUUCGACCACGGACUGGAGAUGAGAACCAUCCUGGCGGAAAACGAUGAAGUUCGCUUCAAGUCCUUCUGUUUGGAGCACAGCUGCACUGCCAGCUGCAGCGGCGUCAGCGCAGCAACAAACAACAUGUCCAGCUUAAAUAACGGCAACCACGUCAAUAACCCCGCCACUAACGGAACGGGCAGAGCCAACUCUAGCGUCGGCUCCGAGCUCAGGCUCGACCAGCAGCACCAGUCCAACGGCGGCGGCGACCUGGAGCCGAACGGUACUGCAGUGUCGGCGUCGGAGCGGGCCGAGCGGGACCAGCUGGAGAGAGAGAAAGUGAGUCAGAGGAAACAGAAGCUGCAGGAGCUGGAGGACGAGUUCUACCGACUGGUGGAUCCCAGGGAAGUGGCGGAGAACCUGGGUCUGCCCAACUCCCAUGUGGACUUUCUUUAUCAGUUCUGGAAGCUGAAGCGGAAAACCAACGGCAACCAACCGCUGGUGACGUUAAAGCGAGACGAGGUGGACAACCUGGCCCAGCAGGAGCAGGACGUGCUCUACAGGCGUCUGAAACUCUUCACGCAUCUGCGACAAGACCUGGAGAGGGUGCGUAACCUGUGUUACAUGGUGACACGGAGGGAGAAAAUGAAACACACUCUGUGUGACCUCCAGGAGAAGAUCUUCCACCUGCAGAUACAGCUGCUGGAGGAGGACAUGUCUGGAGAGAAAACCCAGCAGGGAAAAAAGAGGAAGCAGAAUGGAGUGAAGGAGAAAGGAAAGGAGAGAAGGAAGAGUAGUCCUGAGACGAAAAAGGAGAAAUGGAAGUCAGAGAAUGGCUCCCUGCUUAAAGAGCUAGGUUUGUCAAAGUCAUUUCCACUGGACAGCUCCCUGUUCGACAGCUGGCUGGCCCAGUCGGUUCAGAUCACGGCCGACGACAUGCUGAGCCAGUGGACACUGGGUGCACAACAUGGGGACAAGAGUGGCAGCCUGCUCUNNNCACAGCUCCUGCAGGGGGAGGAGAGCCUUUUGAACCUCAUGAUGGAGAACUCCAUGCAGUCCACCUGGAAGACGCCACAGCUCGGUCGCAAACGUGGAGGCAACAAGCCCCGUGGCCGUGGUCAGACCUCCGCCCCGGCCCAGAAGCUUCAUUCGGCGUCGGUCAUAUCCACCUCAAGCAGCCCCUCCACUGCAGAAAACCUCUGGGCGGGAGCAGCCGAGGAAAAGUCUGGCCAGGUGGGACGGAGAGGGGAAAAGUCCCGAGGAUCAUCGAAGGCCCUGCAGCACCAUCACCACCACAAGAACAGGACGUCUGACCUCCAGGGCGACCCUUCACCGCAGCCACCCAUCUCCAAAAUGGAUUCAUGUCACAUCUCAGAGGACCGUGGUCCGUGGGACAGCGUCAGAGGUGGAAACGGUGUCACAUCGGGGGCUGGAUCUGUUUUCACCACAAGGUCAUCCCCGCCGCCAGCCUCGAGCCACAUUGUCGCGGGAGGCGACGCGCUCUGCGUCAGAGCUUCACGCAUGCGUCUGCCACGCCAUGGAAAAUCAAAAGGGAGGAGCGUCAACGGAGGCGGAGCUAUCGGGAGUCUGGAGUCAACGGAACUGCAGCUCACGGGGAAGGACAUGUCCCUGACGGAUGCUCCAGAGACCGAUGGGUACUUCUCUGACGGCGAGCAGAGCGAUUCAGACACGCACUCUGGCCGACGUAAGCUCCGCUUGUCGCAGUUGCAUUCUGGGAACGAGGACCUGUUGAGGAGAAGCGUGCUGGCGUCCUAAGGUUUCCGAGACUCCAUUCCACACACAGACAUCCACACUGAGUCUCAGCGGGUCGUUGAUCUGUGGCCCAGAAAAUCUGAAACAAACCACGUCUGGAUGGGUUUGUUCAACCAAAUUCCUGUCACGUUCACCAACAGAGAAUAUCCGCGGGAUUUGAAUGUAGCCAUUUUCCUGGUUGAUCAGCAGAGCUUCUCCCCCUGGACUGUACUGCGAUACCUUCAAGUAAAUAGGAAAGAAACAUUACUGUUUUUUGUUUUUGUCUUUCAGAUUCAGAUUCUAAUUCUGGGUGUUGAAGUACCCUGUUCUGGCCUCAUGUCUGUGGUAUCUGUCAGAACAAACACUUUGGGGCAUUAUUAUUAUUGUACCUAUUGUUCUAGCUGGUUUCAGGGUCUGCUUCCUGUUUGGUCCCUCACGGCCUGAGAUCCAUCCCACAACUUCUUGUUUCCUUCAAUAUGAUUGAUGGUAUGAAAGACAAUUUCACACUAGAGUUGUUCGCAAACUGUGUGUGGAGGUGAAGUAAGACAGCCUUGAAAAGCACAAGUAGUCAUUAGAGCUGUAAUGUAAGCACUUGUGUGGGAAAUAGAAGCUUAUUCAGAGUUGAGGUCGAUUCCCUUGCCUCUGUUUCAAAAACCCCAUUCACAAUUUUGUCCCUGCGGAAAAAGCAGAAGUAGAUUUUUUUUUUUUUUGAUUACUUUGUGAAAGUGGAAAUUGACCUCAACCCUGGCUCGUUCCUUUUGUCACACAGAGACAAA
Messenger RNA from Cynoglossus semilaevis (tongue sole), 4757 nucleotides. It is a transcript of the gene jade2, whose product is annotated as jade family PHD finger 2. Gene Ontology annotation, cellular component: histone acetyltransferase complex. Gene Ontology annotation, biological process: regulation of transcription by RNA polymerase II. The record is from RefSeq and is a predicted model, not a curated record. Lineage: Eukaryota; Metazoa; Chordata; Actinopteri; Pleuronectiformes; Cynoglossidae.